This is a messenger RNA of Chondrus crispus (carragheen), 225 nucleotides long. RefSeq lists its product as hypothetical. Lineage: Eukaryota; Rhodophyta; Florideophyceae; Gigartinales; Gigartinaceae. Bases 1 to 225 code for a protein of 74 amino acids. The transcript has a single exon. The record is from RefSeq and is a predicted model, not a curated record.
AUGUUGACCAAAACAGAAAUUUGUACAUGUGUGACACGUGUGGAUGAGUGCCCCAUGAUGUCUCCUUUCACUGUAACGAGGAGAGUAUUCCUGCCACGUGGCGACAGCUGCCACAGAUUAGAUAUGGUCCUCUUCACGAGCCUCACUCUUUUUUGUUUCCUUACUCCUUACUCCAACUCCUCGCAUUUCCGCUCCCGCUCCCGCUCCCUGUCACCGUCGCCUUGA